UCUCUCUCUGUUAGCCUGGCAUAUUGAUUGAACUGAACUUUCUAAUCCACAAGGCAGCUCCAAGCACUCCCUCCACUGAGUUUGCAGCCUCCGACACAGAAAGCACCUUCCAGCCCAGCACUGAAAGCUGAUUACGUUUUACUUCUCUCCCCAUGUUCGUUAUGCUGCUGGGCCAGCCUCGCUGACUGCUUUGUGUGUCAACAACAGAGUUUUUACUUCGUUAUUUCAUCCCCGUUGACCUAUUCUCCCUUUAUUUGAGGAUGAGCUGUUGUACAGGGCGGUGUACUCUCAUCUUCCUAUGUGUCGUUCAGCUGCGAACAGAAAGGGUGACGCAAGGAUCCUUUUCAGCGAGAGAGAAAAAAAACAUUGGCAAGGCGGUAUCCUUUGCUUUUAAUGAACAACCUCAUAGUAUUUCAAAUUCGUGCAAAUCCCUGAAUCGACGCGACAGCGUGUUCUGCACAGGCUUGCUGCUUUGGAGAGACAGAUCUUUGAUUUCUUGGGUUAUCAGUGGGCCCCCAUUCUAGCAAACUUCUUGCACAUCAUUGUUGUCAUACUUGGCCUUUUUGGUACAAUUCAGUACAGACCUCGGUACAUUAUGGUGUAUGCAGUCUGGACAGCACUGUGGGUUACCUGGAAUGUAUUCAUCAUCUGUUUUUAUUUGGAAGUAGGAGGCCUUUCAAAGGAGAGCGACCUCCUGACAUUCAAUAUUUCUGUGCACCAUUCCUGGUGGAGUGAACACGGUCCAGGCUGUGUUAGAAGAGAGAUGCCAGCUGCCUAUGUGAAAAGUUUGGAUGGCCAUUCCUAUAUCUCUGUGAUGGGUUGCAUUAUUGAUUACCAAUAUAUCGAGGUUAUUCACAGCUCUUCUCAAAUAUUGUUGGCACUCAUUGGAUUUGUCUAUGGAUGUUAUGUUAUCAGCGUCUUUACAGAGGAAGAAGACAGCUUUGAUUUUAUAGGUGGAUUUGAUUCAUUCUCCGUCUACCAUGUGCCUCAGAAACCCUCUCAUGUACUAUUAAAGCCAGUUUAUCUGUCUACAUAAAUGAACAAACUUCACUACAGUACCUCUUUGAAGAAACCAUUGCAACAAGACAACAAAAAUUUUAAAAAAGCUCACACGUUUCCAAGAAUCACUUUGUGAAAGAAUUAAUGUUUUGCGUGUUGCAACAAUUUAUAGUCAUUUCUAACAUAACUGCAUUUUCUUUUGGAUUACCAUAAUCCACUCUUUUGCAUGCAGGUACAAAGAAGAGUUGCUUGUUCGACAUCAGAGAUAUGGCCAUUAUACCAAUGAAUUUGUUGGAGCUAAACCUACAUUCGGUUUGCAUGGCCAUAGAUGCGCAGAACAAAAUAUGCCCAUUUUAAUAAUGUCAUUUCAUAAUUUGAAAAUACGGAAAGUAGACUUUGGGUUUUGAAGUGUGAUGCUAUAACUUUCUAUCCGUUAAGUGGUUUUUUACAGAGGAGCUGUUAGCUUUCUGGAUCAGAGAAGAAGUAUAGCGUUCAACUCUAUUAAUGUGCCAAGUUGCCAAGCAAAAUAAGACAUCUUUUCUGACAGAAAAUUUGUUUAGCUAUAAUAGUUUUCCAAUUAUCAAUGUAUGUUUAUCAUUUGUGUGGUAAUCAGCCCACUGUUCAUUGUUUUUUAUUGUGAAGUGUUUUGAUCUUCAAUACUACAAAUUCUUUAUUUUCUGCAAGGUUUGCAAGUAUUGUUUCAUAAACAGGAGAUGCUCCUGCAUUACAUUAGCAUUUCAUUCAAACCUUUGCUCACAUUCCUUUGCAGGGUUUUUGUUUGGACACUUCAUUGAGUAUGAUCAGUUCACCUUAGGCUACUGUACCUUUAAUUUACAUUGCUUGUUAUGAAAUGUGGAACCUGCACUAAACUAAUGUUCAUGUCAAUAUAAAGAUCGGAUGAAAUCUGUAUCUUAAAGAUAGUUCUGGAUCUAAUGGCAAGGAGGUGUGGAUAUAUGUAAGAAUUUUCACCAGCACAAAUAGGAUUAGGGCAGCAGCUGAUUUUUUAAAAAAAUACCUAUUGGAUAUUAGCAAUUUUCCCACUCCACAGUAAAUGGUUAACUGUGUAAAGUUUUUUUUGAUUAAUGUACUGGUCUGUGGUUAAUUCAUAAUCUUGAUUCUAUGGUCCCAUCUGAUAGUACUUUCACAACAUUGUUAGUAGGAACUGUGCAAUAUGCUGAAGCUAUUUUGUUUAAACAUUGGAAAAUGCUGAAAGAUGUCUGAGUAAUGGAAAACACAACACAGUCUAAGGAAUAUCGUACAAAGAAUGCCACACCAUCCUGUAUGUUACAAUAACUCGCAAAGGAGUAUACCUAGGCUUCUGGUGGGUCAUUUCAUGUCUCGUCAGGUGAAUAAAAUUAGUAAUAUCAUGAACGUAUACAUUUUUCCAGGAAUAUGUACUAAACAGUUCAAAAAAUAAAAUUUUGUGUUUUCAAAUUUUGAAUGUCAUUCAUAAGAGUAGGGAGUACUGGCAGAUAUAUGGGACAUUACGCAAAAAUUAUAAUUUUGUGCAGAGCAUCAUAACUCACAUUAGGCAUUAGUUUGUAGCAGCAUGCUUAGUUUUAGACAGUGAAGGAAGUGAGAGUAUAUACCUGCCCUGAGUGUUUUGUUUUUGUGAAGAAACUUUUGAUUAUUGUCUGUAGCCAGUUGUCCACUGUCCAACAAUGUCUAUACUCUGAAAAAAAGAUGCCAUUGCCUACUGUUGGCAGUGUAAUUAUCAUCUCAUUUGCAAUUUCUCAAGAGUAAAAAGAAAGUUGUGGGUGGAGGGGGGGAUUUAGGUGAAAGAACAAAUUUUAAAGUACAGGCAAAGUAUCCAAAUUUCAUCCUUCCUACAUUUAGCUAUUGUUUGGAGCAACACUGCCCUCUUCUGUACAAGAAUUUACACUGAAAGCUUCAAUAUCCUGCCGUUUAUGCUUGAAUGAAAACUUUGCAUAGAAUGCUUGUUCCACACAUACUGUGCAGGCUUGUCAAUGGCUAUGACACUAACAAAUGGCUGUCUGACAGAAAAUCAUUACUGCUCGCGUUAUUAAUAGAGGCAGGUCAAUAGAAGUGGCAUCAGCUAUAUGUCUACAGAAUGUGCCAUCAAGGCCAGAUCAAAAGACCCAAAGCAUAAAUAACAAAUUCGUAAUCAGUCAGCUGUAGUAGUACACAGUACAGACCUUGAAUAAAUAUUGAAAAAAACAACUGAAGCUCCUAGGCUGGCAUUAAGAGAAAGCUUCAACAAAGCACAUUUCAUGAAGGUCAGUUGGUCUAAUUUGUUUAAUAUUUUACUAGUUCCAUUAUUAUUGACACAUUAAUAGUUUGAUUAUUCUUCCAAAAAUAAUUAUGAUUUAGACAAAAAGAAAGUUUUGAUCAAAGGAUGUGAGAAUUAAACAUACUAAUGCCCUAUGAGGAAGUAAUCUGGUAUAGUGUGGAAUUUAGUAUAAUGCAGGUCAACGUCAGAAACCCUGCCCAUUUGAAAAAAUAUUUUAAAAAUAUUAAAAUAUUUAAUUGUGUGAUUGAUUUUAUAUAGCACCUACAGUACCCAUGAAUUUGGAGUAUGAGGGCCAAAAACUGGGAAGAUUUACAUACAAUGUUGGACCUGGCAUUUGUAGACCUGGGCACUAGAUACCCAGCUACAAAAUAACACAAUCUCACUUCUUACACAAUCUUGAGGUAAGGAUCCCAUUGGUUGUAUGAUAACGGGGGUGCCAGUAGGGUGUAGCUAGGUGAAGCACACCAAAAUUUUGUUUUGAUUGCUUGGCUGUCUAACACACAAAAAUUUCAAACUACUGAGAAAUUUUGUUAGAGUUUCAGUUUGUCUGUUAAGGAAGGCAGUCUCUACACAAAAGGGCAGAUGCCAAUUCUUAGAGAGGCUAAUAUUAGCUUUUUGAGAACUAAGACAUAAGGAAGGAAAUAAUUGCUCUUUUUGCACGGCUGUUUUGAUUCUAUGGAGGCAGAUAGUGCCACAUGAUCCCCGACAUGGAUACUUUUUCAAGAAGAGAAGGUGAUGUAGUGAUAUUAGUAAUCCAGAACUCUAAGUAAAUACUCUGAGGGCAUGGCUUCAGUAUUCCAUCUAAUUUUCCACCAGCUGCAUGGGGCUCCGAGGUGGAACAGCAGUCUGUGCCACAAUCAGUGUACCAAUACUAAUUGCCGUGACCGGAACAUGAGCGCAGCUUAGAUAGAAUGUUGCUUGGGUUCAAAUCCAGUCACAGCAGAAGGUGGAACUUGAACUAAAAAAAAAAUUAACUCUGAAAUUAAAAGUCUCAUUAUCAUCAACCUCCUCGAAAAAAAACCUACGUAGAUCAUUAACACACUUUAGGAAUAAAAAUCUCAUAGCCCACAUAUGACUCCAGACCCACAGAGAUGGAUUUGAUUCUUAACUGGCCUCUGCGUUACCCUAGCGAGCCACUCAAUUGUAUUUAACUGCUAAAAAGUAAAAAGAAAAUAAAAUUGGAUGGAAGAACUAGCAUCCAUUUAGGGACUAGAAACAACACUAGCAAACUCAGCCCUGGUAACCCUGCAAAGUUCUCUUUACUAUCAUCUGAGGGCUAGUGCCAAAAUUGAGAGAGUUGCCUCACAAUUGAAUUAAGCAACAGCCUGACAUUGUCAUACUCAAUGAAUCAUUCCUUAUAGACAACGUUCAACACAACACAAUCAUGCUUCUUGCAUAUGUCCUGUGUCAAUAGCAAAACAGGUAAAACUAAGUUGGUAAUACAGUGGUGUGCAGGUUGGGGGGUUGCUGGAAGUCCUUAACAUUAUCUCUGGAUCCAUGAAAUCUCACAAUAUCAGAUCAAAUAUGAUUACUAGCUAUCCUGCCCCCUCCCAUUUUGAACUUCCCUUGGUGGAGGCACUGAGGAUGGCAAUGGCUCAGAAUAUACUCUGAGAGGGGACUUAAACAUCCAUUUUCAACACUGGCUCAGCAGUACUACAAUUGAUCUGGCCCAGUCAGACUCAGCUGCCAAACUGGGUCUGUGGCAGGCUGUGAAGGAAGCAACAGGAGUGGAUAAUAUGCUUGACCUUACCUUUACCAAUCUACCUGCAGCAGACAUAUCUUUAUAUGACAGUAUCAGUACGAGUGAUUGCUGUGCAAUUCUUGUGAGGGCAAAGUCCUGCCUUCACACGGAGGAUGAUCUUCAUUGUGUUGUGUUGACAUUGCCACAAUCCUUAAUGAGAUAAGUUUCAAACUGAUUAGCAUCUCAAGACCGAGCAUCCAUGAGGACCUCUGGGGCAUCAGCCAAAUCAGAAUUGCAUUCAAACACUAUAUGCAACCUUAUGAUUCCUGAGGCCACCAAAGCAAGGAUUUCUGACUGGACGCACCAUGCUGCCACUACUGAAGCCUAUAUUGCAGCCACUGCAUUACUGCCAUGGCAAGGAGGGAUCGACUGGACCCUCCAAAUCGCCAGCACUGAAGCAGUUGCUCAAGUCAUUGUCAGUUCAGUUGCCACCUGAAGCCACCACGUUGCCACAACAGUCACAAGGAAUGAAUUAGAACCACCAUGUUGUCACCGCUAUAGCCAUUGCUGAGACCGCCACACUGUCACCUGGAGGAACAGAUUAGACUCACCAACAAUGAAGCCUUCGAUAAAACCACAGUCACUGGGUCACAAGAAGUGGACGUCUGGGUCCACCAUGCUGCCAUCACAGCAGCAGGCCCUUGCAACUGCCUUCCUUCACUACAGCCACAGAAAAGAAGGUGAACUUUAAUACAAAAGAGAAAUGAAAAAACAAACAAAAAAAAGGACAAAGAAGAAUGUGGCUGGCCAGUUUAGCAGGGGCUUAUGGGCACACAGCCCAAACACUUCCUACUCUGUAACCACUGCCAACUUGAAAUUAAUGUAGAAGAGAGUGUUGUGGUAGUUAGAGGUCAGUUAUCUCAGUCUCAAGAUAUUUCAGCAAUAUUCCACAAGGGAGUCUUCUAGGCCCAACAGUCUUAAGCUGCUCAUCAAUGUCCUUCCAUCCAUCAUAAGGUCAGAAGUGGUGAUGUUCACUGACGACUGAGCAAUGUUCAGUAUCAUUCAAAACUCCUCAGAUACUGAAGCAGUCCAAAUCCAGAUACAACAAGACCUGGACAAUGCCCAGGUUUGGCAAACAAAUGUCAAGUAACGUUCACACCAUGCAAGCAGUGGAUAAUGACCAUUUCCAGUAAGAGACAACCUAACCAUUGUCCAUUGAUAUUCAAUGACACUGCCCUUGCCGAAACCUCUACUAUCAACAUCCAAUGGGGGGGAGUGAUCACAUUGACCAUAAACUAAACUGGAUCAGACAUAUAAGUACUGUUGCUACAAGGGCAAAUCAGAAAAGCUACGAAUCCUGCAAUGAGUAGCUCACCUGCUGAUUCCUGAAUUCCUUUCCACCAUCUUUAAAACAGAAGUCAAGAAUGUGAUGGAAUACUCUCCUCUUGCCUGGAUGAGUAUGCUCCAACAACAAUCAAAAACCUUGACACCAUCCAGGAAAAAGUAGUUGCUUGCAAUAGCAGCACAUCCACUUCCUCCACUAGCAACACUCUGUCGCAGCAGUAUGUACCAUCUACAAGAUGUACUGCUGAGAUUCACCAAUGUAUUUUAGACAACAUCUUCCCAGACGACACCCAUGAUCAUCUAGAAGAACAAGGGCUGCAGAUAUAAAGGAGCGCCAUGAUCUGCAAAUUCUCCUCCAAACCACUCACCAUCCAGAUGAGGAAAAUAUUGACAUUCCUUCAGCGUUGCCAGGUCAAAAUCCAGGAAACAGCCUCAUGUGGAUACCUAUACCAAAUGGACUGAAACGGUUCAGGAAGGCAGCACACUAGCACCUUUCCAAGGGCAACUAGGAUAGGCAAUAAGUGCUGCUCUGACCCUCAACAUGCCCAUGAAUGAAUAAUUUUUAAGAAUCAUUUGAUGAAUAUAUCUGUUCCAUAUCUCCCACGCCCCAUUCUCUCCAAGAAACCAAAUGAUGCACGUGGUUUUAACCAGCUAAAAGUGCCCAACUUAGCAACCUUUUUAUUCCCUACUGUUGACCAGCAGACCAAUUGAUCCAUUCUGGCUUUGGUCUGCAAGGUUAUCAAAAGCCAAGCAGGAAGACAUUUUGCACAGAUAUCAGAUCUAAACCUCCUGACUCCAUUAACACAUUAUGAUGGUUUGUCAAUGAUCAACAAUUUGCCUGUGCACGUAUUGGAUUAACAAGUCUUUUUCUGAUUUGAACUUAGUUGGUAAGCAUGUCAUUCUUGAUUUCUAGCCAAAAUAGAUAUCAUUUAUAAAACAAAAUAUCAGUAAAGUUGUUUCAGGAUUAUGUCAAUGGUCAGAACCAAACAAACGGUAUUUUACAUGUGUGGAUGUAGUAAAAGGAAGUGUAAAGGUGGGUUGCUUAUUUUGUCACCUCCCAGUAAACUAUGAGUAAUUUAACACACUAUGAAGUAUAUUCAAUUUAAAAGCAGGAGAUUAACAAAAUAGUUCAGAUAAAGAAGGUACUGAUGUGAGUAAGACAUAAUGACAAUUUUUUUUAUUAAUUCAUGGGUUGCGGGUGUCGUUUCUUAGACCAGCAUUUAUUGCCCAUCCCUAAUUGCCCAGGGGGAAGUUAAGAGUUAACCACAUUGCUGUGGGUCUGGAGUCACAUGUAGGCCAGACGAGGUAGGAAUGGCAGUUUCCUUCCCCUAAGGGCAUUAGUGAACCAGAUGGGAUUAGGAUAAUUCAAAUCUUAGUAAGGGUCAUAAAGUUUACACUCAACUCUGUAUCUUUAACUAUAAAAAUAUUAAAUUUAACAGGACAAUAAGAACACAAACUGAGAAAAGCUACAUUGAACUGACUUGGAAAAAGUUUUUUUCUUGGCAGUGUCGCGGUAACAGCAUAAUAUUGUGUAAUAAUAAACAAGUUUCAAUAAAUCCAUAUGUAGCACAAUUCUUCCAAUGAUAAACAGGCUGGAAAUGACUGUUGAAAAUAUUUGUGUACAAAUGCUUAAAAUGUUCUGACAACAUAUUUUUGUCCUCCUGUUUAUUGUAGGUGGCAAUCAGUUUAAAAGCUAAAUGUUCUGUUUGAAUAGCUGAUAGUGGAAUGUUGGAAACUAACAUAUAUGUUACCCAUUGAAACAGAAAGGUGUACACUAUUUAAAGAUGUUGAAUAACUUUUCCAAAACUUUAGUGCUUUAUGCAGUGUGCACUUUGUAGUUUUGAAAGAUGCAAAGGAUUUUUGUUUAUUCAUGCCACUCGCUCCUGGCCUUCACCUCUAGUAUUGGUUCCACGAUGAGCAGGAGGAAAGAACGAGGUCAGUAAUAUCAGCACAUGGUUAACAGUUAUGGCUAAUAUUGAUCUCUGCUGCAAAAAUGUAGACAGUAUUAAAGCGAAUAGCAUCAAUAACACUAAUUGGAAAGAAAACAACAUUCAUCAUCAGAAAACAAGCACAGUAAUGAGCUAGAGUCAUUAUUAAAUUUUGAGAAAUAAACGAUGAAUGAAAAACAAAACACAAUAAUAGUGUAUUGGUAAUUAUAUUCUGGUUUCAGUCAUCUUCUUACAAUAUAGGAAUUAACCCGGAAGUGCUGCAGGGCAGGAAACCUACUGAUAACCAUUUCAUCUGCAGAUGCAGUUAUAUUGGUCUGGUAUCAUGAUUGGAAAAGCAUUAUUUUGAUUAGUUAAUAAUCCUGGCUCAUAAUUGUGAACAUGUAAAGUCAUUAAACCAUUUACAGAGUGGAGAAUGUAAAAUCAUACAAUGUAAUCAUUGUGUUGUAAUUGACUCAUGAUUCCAUCAUGUGAUAUUAUAAUACAUAGUACUAGGUUCAUAUGAAGUAUGCAUUGCAGCAUUGCAGAUCACAACAUGCUGUUUAUUCAUUUUUUUUAUGGCACUGUUAGUAGGCAGUCUGUAUUGCUUCUUAUUUCUUUUUAUGUUUUGAUGUGUUGAAAAAUAAUACAAACUCUUUGUAGAAACAAAGCCUUUAACAAAAACUUAUGAUUGUUAACAGAAUUCUAGAUACAAAGAUGUGGGGAUGAUGGGAUGGUCUUCCCAAGCAAUUUACAAUCCAUCUGGAAAAAUAAAAUGAACUGUGAAAUUUCUGUUUUGUGAAUAUUUACAACUUUUUAAUGUCUACUUGCCAUU
Molecule: messenger RNA, 9035 nt
Organism: Stegostoma tigrinum
Lineage: Eukaryota; Metazoa; Chordata; Chondrichthyes; Orectolobiformes; Stegostomatidae
Product: sodium/potassium-transporting ATPase subunit beta-1-interacting protein 3-like
Exons: 8
Coding region: 596-1036 (146 amino acids)
Biological process (GO): regulation of sodium ion transport
Source: RefSeq, a predicted model, not a curated record